Messenger RNA from Caenorhabditis bovis, 966 nucleotides. Lineage: Eukaryota; Metazoa; Nematoda; Chromadorea; Rhabditida; Rhabditidae. The record is from the annotation of a GenBank genome assembly.
AUGCGGUUCUCGAUGGAUGCGAUUCUCGCGUCGACAUCGAAGGAUGAACCGAAAGAUGCCGGUGAUUCUGAGCCGCCAAAACUCGAACCGCAGGUCAAUCUGAAUGAACGCGAUGAGGAAUAUGAGGAAUUUUUGAGGAGCUCGACGAGUAGCUCGGAGCCUGCCGAGGUUCGCUGCCAGAAAUCAAGAAAACGGUGUAGGUCCGACGGGGAUUCGAAUGAUGGUCCAGCAAGAAAAUUAGGAAAAAAUGAAUCAGAAAGCUCCGAGAGCCAAUCAUCGUCGGACGAGCACUUCCCGUUGAUCAAAUGCGAAAAGAACACCGAAGCUGACGAUGACGAUGAAGAUGAUGACGGGUCCGAUGAAGAUAACAACUCCGAAUCGAUGUCGAACAAAAAAAGCAAUCACGCGAAACCGGCAUAUUCGUAUAUCGCAUUGAUCGCAAUGGCAAUUCUGAAUUCCCCCGAAAAGAAAUUGACUCUUUCGCAAAUUUGCGACUUUAUAAUGAACCGAUUCGAAUAUUACAAAGAGAAGUUUCCAGCGUGGCAAAACUCGAUUCGUCACAAUUUGAGUCUGAAUGAUUGUUUUGUGAAGGUCCCUCGCGAACCAGGAAAUCCUGGCAAAGGCAACUAUUGGGCUCUGGAUCCAGCGGCUGAAGACAUGUUCGACAACGGCUCGUUUCUUCGUCGGAGAAAACGGUACAAGAAAAACUCCGAAAGUCAUGCCGAGAUGCCGCAUCCUCACAUUCCGUAUCCAUCGUUCAUUCCCCCGGCAAUUCUUCUACCGCCUCGAAUGCCCAUCCCACCGAUGCCACUUCUCCCACCACCGCCAAUGCAUCCGCGAAACAUUCCCGGCUUCUUCAUGCCCUCGCAUAUUGACCAUCAGAAGCUUCUUUCGAUGAUGGCUUCACGAAUAGUGCCUAAUGAAACACAAAUCAUCCAAAAUGGCGAUCAUGAGAAUGGCAAUUAG